Auanema sp. JU1783 is the source of this 375-nucleotide messenger RNA. Lineage: Eukaryota; Metazoa; Nematoda; Chromadorea; Rhabditida; Rhabditidae. The record is from the annotation of a GenBank genome assembly.
AUGGGUACUAAGCUAUCAGUUUCAUUGGAAGGCGCCUUGCAACCUGAGGUAGCACCUCGCGUAGACAGACCACCAACUUUUGAUCCAAACUAUGGAUUCGAGAAGCCAAGAAAAGUCCGAGAGAUGAAGGCCACUUGGGAAGAAAUGGAACAAUGGAAACUGAAGCCAGGACAACGUGACUACUGUGCUCACUUGCUUAUUCCUUUAAUGAAGUGUCAGGCUCAAAACGCUCCAUUUGCUGGCCAUGCUUGUGAUAGUGAACGCACAGCUUGGGAUUUAUGCGAGUAUGACGACCAUAUCAUGCGUAUUAAGGAGUUUGAGCGCGAACGACGACUUUUACAAAGAAUGGCGAGAAAGGAAGCUCAAGCUAAUUAA